Parnassius mnemosyne (clouded apollo) is the source of this 4014-nucleotide messenger RNA. Lineage: Eukaryota; Metazoa; Arthropoda; Insecta; Lepidoptera; Papilionidae. The record is from the annotation of a GenBank genome assembly.
AUGAGCUCAAAGAGGGGUAAAAGAAAUAUGGGAAAUAAACAUUUCCCGAUAGCGGAAUCAGUGAGUAUAGCAUUGAAAAUACAGCUGGAUAAAUUUCUUAGCGAUGAAAAUGAGACAGAACUUAAAUUUCCCACAUUCCUGUCGGCUCAAGAACGUGGUUUCAUUCACGAGACUGUGGCUAAGCUAGGACUUAAAUCCAAAUCGCGCGGGAAAGGAGUCAACCGUUAUUUAACAAUAUAUAAAAGAGUGGGCUCAACUAUUAUUCAAAAUGACGCUAAGCUCAUACUUGACUCCAAUAUGAGGUGCAGCAUAUCAGAGUUAAUUAAUGCAUUUCCAAUAACAAGUAAAGAAAAGGAUGAUUUGAGUUGUUGUCCAGAAAAAGAAAGGAGUCCUCAAUUGGCUCAUAAGUCACUAGGACAGUUGAACAAUGGAGUUGCACAAGUACCUAAUACAACUUAUAAUCCAGAUCUCUUAAAGUUUAGAGAAAAACUACCUGUAUAUGAACAAAGACAAGAGCUUAUCAAUGCAAUCACACAUAAUCAGGUGAUCAUAGUGGCGGGUGCCACCGGAUGCGGUAAGACGACUCAGCUUCCGCAACUCGUGCUAGAUUGGUGUCAAGAGCACAAGCAACCAGCACGCAUCUACUGUACACAGCCCAGGAGGAUAUCUGCUGUCUCCGUUGCAGAGAGGGUUACAUAUGAGCGAAUGGAGAAGAUAGGCCAGUCGAUCGGGUACCAGAUUCGGCUGGAGUCACGAGUUAGUCCACGCACCGUGCUCACAUACUGCACUAAUGGAGUGCUGCUUCGGACACUGAUGGCUGGAGACACCUCACUUACAGGUGUGACGCACGUGUUCGUGGACGAGGUGCACGAGCGGGACAAGUUCAGCGACUUCCUGCUGAUCGCGCUGCGAGACGCGCUGCCUCGCUUUAAGGACCUCAAGCUGUUGCUCAUGUCCGCCACUUGCGACACGCAGAUAUUCUCCAGAUACUUCAACAAUUGCCAGGUGAUCACUAUCCCUGGUCGUUUGUACGAGGUGCAACGCUACUAUUUGGAGGAUGUGCUCAAGAUAACGCAAUACCGCAGCAAGAAGAUGUUGCAGGCGGAACGUGAGCUCAGGCAGAAGCUCAAGUCCGGGCAGAGCUACUGGUCGCACCUUGAAGGUCAAAAACAAAAUGCAGAAGAGGGCAGCAGUAGCAGUAUCAGUAAAGAAGAGAAGGAGAAUAUAAUCGAUCCAGCACUGCAGGCUGACAUGGACGAUUUUCUAGAAGAGUGUUUUAAAGAAGGCAGUUUGGACUCGUUCUGUCAGAUCCUGUACAUGUACCUGUCGGAGGGCGUGCCUCCGCAGUGCGCUCAGUCACGCUCGGGCCUCACCGGCCUCAUGGCCGCCGCCAGCCACGGACUCACCGAGACCGCCGCGCAGAUACUGCAUAUUGGAGCGGAUCCCAAUAUCAAGGACAAAAAUGGCAAAACUGCAUACGAUUACGCUGUCGAAAACGGUCACACGGAAUGCGCAAAACUUUUAGCUACUUUUAGUUUAAACGACGAAUCGAAAGACAAUCAAGAAGAAGACAACGCAGCAGACAACUUCCUCCUUGACGUCUACCAUCACUCAGUCUCUGAAGAGUUGAUAGACCAUGAGUUGAUGCUGGCUCUGAUAAAGCACAUCCAUGUAAAUUUACCCAAAGGCAGUAUAUUAGUUUUCUUGCCAGGCUACGACGAUAUUGUGACACUAAGAGAUCUGAUACAGUCCUGCUCGGAAAUGAACGUGAUGAAAUAUCAGAUAUUCACUUUACACAGUAACAUGCAGACUCUGGACCAGAAGAAAGUCUUCAAUCCCCUACCAAACGCCAGGAAGAUCAUAAUUUCCACUAACAUAGCUGAAACUUCUAUUACGAUUGACGACGUUGUUUAUGUGGUAGAUUCUUGUAAAGUAAAAGAAAAAUACUACGAAUCUAACGGAGGCGUGUGCUCCUUACAAUGCGUGUGGACUUCUAGAGCAUGUUGCCAGCAAAGGGCCGGCCGUGCGGGUAGAACUAAACCGGGGCAUUGCUUCCACAUGUGCUCGAAACGAAGAUUUAAAACGUUACCCCUCAAUUCGAUUCCUGAGAUACUUAGAGUACCUUUACAGGAGUUGUGUCUGCACACGAAACUUCUUGCUCCUGGCAACACUCCUAUAGCCGACUUUUUAUCGAAAGCUCUCGAACCACCGUCGUUUCUAGCCGUGCGCAACGCUGUGACGCUUCUUAAGACAAUAGGUGCUCUGACGCCAAUGGAGGAUCUAACGGAGAUUGGACAACAUCUAUUAGAUUUGACUGUUGAGCCAAAACUAGGAAAAAUGCUGCUUUACGCUUGUGUCAUGAAGUGCCUGGACCCAAUAUUAACGAUAGUCUGCAGUUUGGCUAACAAAGAACCUUUCCAGAUAUCAAUGAAUCCUGAGAACCGAAAGCGAGGAAGUAUGGCCCGAAAAGAAUUCGCUGCGGAUAGUUUCUCAGAUCAUAUGGCUUUGUUGCGAGCAUUCCAAGCAUGGCAGACAGCCCGAGCGAAUGGCACAGAAAGAGCAUUCUGCGCGAAGAACCUUAUUUGUGGAGCAACCAUGGAAAUGAUAGUUGGGUAUCGAUCGCAAUUGCUGGCUCAGCUUAGAGCGUUGUGUCUCGUCAAAGCUCGAGGGUCCGGUGAUAUAAAAGAUGUCAAUUUGAACUCUGAAAAAUGGCACGUGGUUAAAGCUGUGCUUGUUAGUGGUUUGUAUCCUUCGAUAGCGAGGGUAGAUCGAGAUUCGUCAACGCUCCGAACAUCUAAAGAAGUGAAAGUGGCUUUCCACCCUAGUUCGACGCUUAAUCGCGGUGGCGGCAUCAGUGGUUCCCAGAAGUCUGUACAAAAUCUGCCGACAGACUGGGUUGUGUUCGAAGAGAUUUCCAGAGCGGGUAGAUUCUGCUUUAUAAGAUGUAAUACGCUGGUAACGCCUUUGACCGUGGCGCUGUUCGGUGGCCCAUUAAGAUUACCAGCUGGCGCAUUGACACAGCGGGCGAAUCCUCCCGGACUUUCAAGUGACUCGGAUAGUGAAGCCGAAGAAAACAACUCCUCACCAGAUACGGCUGUUCUGACUUUGGAUGACUGGAUGGCUUUCACAGCGGACGCCUCAGAUGCAAUCAACGUUUACUAUUUAAGACAGAAGCUAUGUGCUUUAGUUAUACGAAGAAUGUCGAAUCCAGCGAAACCGAUGACUCCUUUGGAUGAGCAGAUUCUAAGCACGGUCGUUCACAUAAUGGGAGCUGAAGAGAAAAAUGUCGGCUUAAAUCAACCCAGCGGUAUAGGACAGAGACCAAAACCUCUCACAGUUGAUUCGCCGAAUUGGCGCAUGCGAGUAGAUAACGAUGAGCAGUACCGUCAUGAUAACAGCAAAUUCUACCCGCAGUACAGUCAGAAUGAAUUCGCGAACAACUUCUAUCAAAACUCGUACGGAUAUAGAAACGGACAACGUCCUGGUUGGAGGAACGAUGGGAUGCCUCAAGGUUUCUCACCGCAAUCUUACAGUGGUCCAAAAAGUCCAAUAUCACCAAAUGGAAAGACUCUAUUAGCAAAUAUCGAGAAAUAUGCGGAAAAUAACGAUAGCAAUACGAGGUACUUCGUAGUGAAGGCUGAUGACGUCCACAGUGUGGAGCUGGCACAAACUAGUAAUACAUUUAACUUCACACAGAACACCGCCAAGAAGUUGCAGAAAAUCAAACAGGAGGGCUUUCGCGUCGUUGUGUUCUUCUCGUGCGCGAGUGCGGGCAAGUUCUGUGGCUGCGCUUCGCUCGGAGACUCCUCACUUGAAUGGAUCUGCACGCAUCACCUGCCUUAUCACAUGGUCAGGCACAUAGCGAAUUCUCUGGCGGGCGGUGCGCGAGUGGCGGGCGCGCGCGACGGCUGCGAGCUGUGCGCGGGCGCGGGCCGCGCGCUGUUGGCCGCGCUGCUCGCCGCGCGCCGCCGCCCCGCGCCGCGCCCCAUACAGAAGCACUGCGCUGACCAAUAG